Messenger RNA from Nematolebias whitei (Rio pearlfish), 2859 nucleotides. RefSeq names its product myosin light chain kinase family, member 4b (gene mylk4b). The transcript has 13 exons. The record is from RefSeq and is a predicted model, not a curated record. Gene Ontology annotation, molecular function: protein serine/threonine kinase activity; ATP binding. Bases 78 to 2168 code for a protein of 696 amino acids. NCBI's taxonomy places the organism in Eukaryota, Metazoa, Chordata, Actinopteri, Cyprinodontiformes, Rivulidae. Gene Ontology annotation, biological process: intracellular signal transduction; positive regulation of apoptotic process; protein phosphorylation. Gene Ontology annotation, cellular component: cytoplasm; nucleus.
GUGAAAAUGCUUCCUCCUGUAGUGGACUUUGAGCUCUGAGCACGUCGGUUUAGCUGUUUGUGUGCAGAUAUUCCAUCAUGAACUCCAGCAUCGUGAACUCUUUAGCCAAAAUGUACGAUCCGAACCCUCUUCACGGUCAGAAGCUUCAUGGAAGGAAGUUCUCUCUGAGUGGAUCAGACCGGCCUCCGGCUUCAUCCUCAGCUCACCACGAAGCUGCGCUGCGCUGCAUGGAGAGCAGGAUGGACUCCCUGAGCUCCCAGAUGGAGCACUUGCUCACCAUGCAGCAGACCGUGCUGACCCGGCUGGACAGCCUGUCCCAGGACGUGAGGGGAAUGGGCCGGGACCUGGCCUCCAUUGGCGAGGACGGGAGAAGCGGCUCAGAGAUGGAGGCGGUUUGCAGGGAGCUGAGCGGGGCUUUGGACAGGGCGGGCGAGCGCAUAGAGAGUCACGGGCGCAGGCUGGACGGGGUGGAGAAGCUGGUGGGGGGCACCCAGCAGGUGAUCAGCCUCAUCGGGGAGGUGGUGAAGAACUCCAGGCUGGUGGAGCUUUUAUUCAAACAGCCCAGAAACAAAAGCAGCAGGAAGGCAAAGGACGACAAAGACAAAACCAAACAGAACCUGAAGGGAGGAAAAGCUCAGAAGAAACGAAAACCCCAGGACUCAUCAGAUUCCUCCUGUCUGAAUGAGUCUGUGCUGCAGAAACAGGUGGAAAAGCUCAACAAGGAAAACUCUGAGCAUUCCCAUUUGAACGCGGAGGCUGACAUCCAGGGCACUGAGGACGCAGGAAGUACAGGACGAAGACAGGAAGCGGCAGAGCUGAUCCUGGAUGGGUCAGACACUCCUGCGAGACAAGCAGAGGACAGGAGGAAGGAGGCUGAGGAGCGAGAGGACGAUAAAGAAGAUGCCUUUGACGACACAGACGAAGAGGAAGAGGAGCAACGGGCAGAAGAUUUGACAGAGCAGAGCAGGGAAGAGGAGGACGGUAUAGAGAAGGGGCUCGAAGGAGAAGAAGUGUCAUCAGAAUCAGAGAAGGACCCCAGCUCCCAGGAGAGCUCUGACGAUGCCGGAGCUUCUAGCAAACGUCGCGUCACAGACGAAGACCUGGUGAAGGACGACCUGAAGAAGAGCAGGGUGGAGGACAACGAGGAGGGCGGCGCUCAGAGGCACGAGGGGGAGGCCUCAAAAUCUGAAGAAGCAAAGGCAGAAGCUGAGGAGUCGGCAGUGAAAGAGUUCCUGAUCGACUCAAGCCCCCCACCGUUAGCGCCCUUCGACCACCGCAUCGUGACUCCCAAACCCCACCAGAUCGCCACCUAUUACACCAUAAACAGGGAGGAAGUCCUCGGCGGGGGUCGUUUCGGACAAGUCUACAAGUGCCUGGAGAAGUCGUCUGGUCUGACUCUUGCUGCCAAAAUCAUCAAAGCUCGGAACCAGAAGGAGAAGGAGGUGGUGAGGAACGAGAUCCAGGUGAUGAACCAGCUGAACCAUGCCAACCUCAUCCAGCUGUACGCUGCCUUUGAGUCACGCCACGACAUCAUCCUGGUCAUGGAGUACGUGGAAGGAGGGGAGCUGUUCGAUCGCAUCAUCGAUGAGAACUACAACCUGACGGAGCUCGACACCGUGCUGUUCAUCCAGCAGAUCACCGAAGGCCUGCAGUACAUGCACAAGAACUACAUCUUACACCUGGAUCUCAAGCCAGAGAACAUUCUUUGCAUCAGCAGAGCUACUAACAAAAUCAAAAUCAUUGACUUCGGCCUGGCGAGGAGGUACAAGCCCAGAGAGAAGCUGAGGGUCAACUUCGGAACGCCUGAAUUUUUAGCUCCUGAAGUCAUCAACUAUGAGUUUGUUUCAUUCCCUACGGACAUGUGGAGCCUCGGCGUCAUCACGUACAUGCUGCUCAGCGGCUUGUCUCCGUUUCUGGGGGACGACGACAACGAGACGCUCAACAACAUUUUGUCCUGCCAGUGGAACUUCGAGGAGGAGGAGUUCGCCGACAUUUCAGACGAAGCCAAAGACUUCAUCACACGCCUGCUGGUGAAAAGCAAGAGCUGGAGGAUGAGUGCCACCGAGUCCCUCAGACACGCCUGGCUGUCAGACCAAAACCUGCACCAUCGACUACACCAGAAGAAAAACAAGUGCCACUCCUCGCGCACUCCUCCCCAGGAGAGCUGAACAGAGGCACAGUUUGCAUUAUGACGUUUAAGGGCCCCAGCGCCCAAUACUUGGACCAAUCCUGCUGUACCAGUAUGGCCACUGGGCUUCUAUUCUGCCUCACGUUUUUGCCUUUGCAUCGCUGCACAUCAUGUAGAUCUGAGCUGGAAAUUAAGCUAUUUUUUUUAUAAUCGCCUGCUUGCAGAGUUGUUAGAACAACAAGCUCUUUCCUAAACCAGUAACGACUCUCCAGUUAUAUCCAAAUACUCUGAAAUAUUGCAACAAGUGUCACUUUUAUGAUUGCUGAUGAAUGUACCGCUGUAAAAUUGAAAAGUUGUCUGUUUGUGUCGUUAAAUAUUUUGUUGUCCAGGCUUAUUUUGCAUGCUUUGUUUUAGACCACUUUCUUCCAAAAAACUUUGUAAAGAAAAUGCAGAAAGAUUUUCAUUAGGUUUAAAUUUUAUUUUUUUUAUUUACAAGUCUUAUCAGGAAGUUACUCAAAUUGGUUAAAAUUAAAGUGUCCGUCCCAUUAAUUUAUUUUGUAUAUACCGCAGCACAGCUUAUUCCGCCUGAACGUUUCCUAGAGAAUUCUUGUUUAUUUGUGCAACACCUUUAGCUCUUUUCCACGGCAGCCUGCUUCUCUGUCUGUCUGCGUUCAUGUUGUUUUUGCUCGAGCAGUUUGGAGAACCCCUUUCACCUUCCAUGAAGGCAUACC